This is a messenger RNA of Melanotaenia boesemani (Boeseman's rainbowfish), 3691 nucleotides long. RefSeq names its product protein phosphatase 3, catalytic subunit, gamma isozyme, b (gene ppp3ccb). The coding region runs from base 524 to 2068 and encodes 514 amino acids. Lineage: Eukaryota; Metazoa; Chordata; Actinopteri; Atheriniformes; Melanotaeniidae. Gene Ontology annotation, biological process: calcineurin-mediated signaling. The transcript has 14 exons. Gene Ontology annotation, cellular component: calcineurin complex; cytoplasm. Gene Ontology annotation, molecular function: calmodulin-dependent protein phosphatase activity; calmodulin binding. The record is from RefSeq and is a predicted model, not a curated record.
CGCGUUGAGCCAUGUUGUAGGAAAUCCGCUUGCGGCGGAUUAUUGUAAUCCGACGAAGGGUCUGAACGACACAUCGGAUCACGACUAAAAAACCAAAGCGCAGCGGCCUGUAAUAGAUGCACCUUGUCCGAGAAUAAAGGGAUAAAGUCGGGAUAUGAUCUGACGCACCGCGCGGUGCUGCUGGAGCCAGUGAUUGGCGCUGCCCGGGCCGCUUCCUGGACCAUCGAUUCAUCUGACACACAGUGACAGCGGCUUGGCAUCACUGCACCGCGGAGAACAGCGCAGACGAAAAGCUUGAAUUUGCUGGAUAAGGACACCUCCUCCCUCCCUGCUCCCUUCCCCCGUCAGGGUUCACUCCAGCUCAGCCUGGAAGCCGAGUCCGGUUGCCCUGUCUGCUGCUCCGAGCCACAGCACUAGCUAGCGCGGCUAGCUCACCCCUGCUAGCCUGCUAGCUAGUAAGGAAUUUGUCAAGUUUGGUUCGGAAUUCACCUCCUUCUCUGCUAUCAGCUCACAGGAAGGGAGGAUGUCGGCCAAAGAGCAAAACAAACUCUCAACCACUGAACGACCUAUCAAAGCCGUGCCAUAUCCUCCUGGUAUACGCCUGUCGGUCAAAGACCUUUACGCGGACGGGAGGCCCAGCCUGGAGCUGCUGAAGGCCCAUCUGGUGAAGGAGGGCCGGCUGGAAGAGGAGGCGGCGCUGCGGCUCAUCAACGAGGGAGCCAGCAUCCUGCGCCAGGAGAAAUGCAUGCUGGAAGUGGAAGCUCCCAUCACAGUGUGUGGAGACGUCCAUGGCCAGUUCUUUGAUUUGAUGAAGCUUUUUGAGGUGGGUGGGUCCCCCAGCAACACCCGUUACCUGUUCCUUGGAGACUACGUGGACCGAGGGUACUUCAGCAUCGAGUGUGUACUGUACUUAUGGGCUCUGAAGAUCAACUACCCCAACACCCUGUUCCUCCUCAGAGGCAACCACGAGUGCCGACAUCUCACAGAGUACUUCACCUUCAAGCAGGAGUGUAAAAUAAAGUACUCUGAACAAGUAUACGAUGCCUGUAUGGAAGCGUUUGACUGCCUGCCACUGGCUGCACUCCUCAACCAGCAGUUCCUCUGCGUGCACGGAGGGCUGAGCCCUGAAAUCACCUGCCUGGACGACAUACGGAAGCUGGACCGGUUUAAGGAGCCUCCGGCCUUCGGGCCCAUGUGUGACCUGCUGUGGUCAGACCCGGGAGAGGACUACGGCUCAGAAAAGACCCAGGAACACUUCUGCCACAACAGUGUCCGAGGCUGCUCUUAUUUCUACAGUUACCCGGCAGUAUGUGACUUCCUGAUGAACAAUAACCUGUUGUCUGUAAUACGAGCACAUGAAGCUCAGGAUGCGGGGUAUCGGAUGUAUAGAAAAAGUCAAACAACAGGCUUCCCAUCCUUAAUCACAAUCUUCUCUGCUCCCAACUACCUGGAUGUGUACAAUAAUAAAGCUGCGGUGCUGAAAUACGAGAACAAUGUGAUGAAUAUUCGGCAGUUUAACUGCUCUCCUCAUCCCUACUGGCUGCCCAACUUCAUGGAUGUCUUCACCUGGUCUCUGCCUUUUGUUGGAGAAAAGGUGACAGAGAUGCUGGUGAACGUGUUGAACAUCUGCUCUGACGACGAGCUGAUGUCUGAAGGAGACGACACCUGUGAGGGCGGAGCUCCCGCUGUCAGGAAGGAGGUGAUCCGAAAUAAGAUCCGGGCUAUUGGAAAAAUGGCUCGCGUCUUCUCUGUGCUCAGAGAGGAGAAUGAGAGUGUGCUGCAGCUGAAGGGGCUGACCCCAACAGGAACGCUGCCUCUGGGGGUUUUAUCCGGAGGUCGACAAACCCUUCAAAGCGCCACCGUAGAGGCAGAAGAGGCACGAGCCAUCCAAGGCUUCAACCCGCAGCACAAGAUCCAGAGCUUUGAGGAGGCCCGAGGUCUGGACCGGAUCAAUGAGCGGAUGCCCCCCCGCCGCGACAGCAAGCUGAACGAGGGUCCGCCCUCCCUCAACAACCUGCCAGCCAGCACUGGACCCCCGGACAAGAACGGCACCAAUGCUCAGGCUUAGUUCCUCCACCCUGCCUCCUCAUCUCCCUUCCUCCUCCCCCUCCCCUUCCUUCUUCCUUCUUUCUUCCUUCCCCUCCAUCUUUCUCUGAGAGCCGAGGAGAGGAGGCGGUUCAGUCCGAGCGCUUAUUUAUUUUAUCACCGAGUAAAUAUCAUGGUUUCAGACUGAAAAGAGACUCGGGCUGCUGGUACUCUACUCCACACCUGUGUGCCGGCCUUCUGUACUCUUCUUUUUGUUUUUUUCUUUGAUUGGGGAGGAAGUGAUGCUCAUUGAAACGCUGUGUUUGUGCCCACACACACACAAAUACAUCCAUCCUUUCUUAUGCCAACGAUAGUGUGACUGAGCUCUGUGGAGCGAGUAUUGACAUUUAUACUAUAUACAUACAUAUAUAUAUUUGUAUGUGUUUGUGUGUGUAUAUAUAUAUAUAUAUAUAUAAACACACACACACAUAUUUUAAUUGUUCCCUCUUUUCAAUGUGAUGUUUUUUUUUGUGUUUGUUUUUUUUUUUUUUACAACACAUAGACUUAAUUAUCCAGAGCAGGGAGAAGGAGGUGAGAUGAGUUAAAGGUUAUUCCGCUUCAUUACAACUGUGAGGGUAAGACCACCGGAGAGAUGCGGAGCUUCAGUUCAGACCGAAUGUGGAGGAAAAAGUCAGACUUCUGCUGGGUCGCUGCAAAAGGACGAAGUGAGAAACAGAUGCAGAGAAAAGGGCAGCAGAAAAAGACUUAAAAGCCAAUUCAGUACCAGAAAAUCUGUGAUAAGAAAGACGAAAACGCUGGUUUCAGUUCAGACUUUCAUCCGCUGACGGGAUUUAUUGCUGUUUUUUUUUAAAGGGUGUCACUCUGCAAAUGGUAAAAACCUUAAAUAAAAAGUAUUCAAUGAAAGUAACUGAGUGAAUUUGGAGUUUGAUGCAGUUUUUUCAACCUGAAGCAUAACUUUAGUGUCAAUGAUCGCUAGAAAGUGUAGAAAGAAAAUAUUAAUCUCUUAAAAAUAAGAUGUGUGUUAAAAUAAAAUCAAUAAAACUUGACAUUAAACAAUGUAUUUUUGAGUUCUCAGAUUUUUCUUAAACGUUACAGUUAAAUAUAAAAUCAAUCUUUAAAAAAUUAAACAUAUUGAAAAUAAUAAAAAAAAAACAUCUGAAGAUUUGAAUUUAAUUGCCUAACGAAUCUGAAUAAUUGAAUAUAAAAGUCUUAUAUUAUAAAAGUCUAAUUCUGUGACGUCAUUGGUCCUUGUCGCAUCGCCGCCGCAUGCAUCUGUGCUGAUGGCCGAGAGCUUCGUUAUUUCUGAUUAAAGUUUUAAUAAAGUGGAAUAAACCUUGAAAGUAUAAAUGUGAAGCGGAGUUGGGGGAGGUGUGGGUGUGCUUCAGGUGUGUUUCCUGUGUGAUGAGGACCGGGGUGGGGUUGAUCUUAUGUGUUGCUUGAUAAUUUUUUUUGUUUGUUUUUUUGGAAGGGGGGUUGGGUGGGUGGUGGCGAGUGCUGGGCCUCAUUUCUCAGAGCAUAUCUCACAGAAUGUACAGAACCACAUUUUCUUUACAGCUUCAUCUGAAACUUUUUGUGGAGUUCAUGUACUGCGAGGCCUCUCAUUUAUGUAGACGUUUCACUCCAUUCGAAUAAAAAACGGAAAAGU